AUGUACUUUACAAAUACCGUUGGUACCCUGCUCGCGGCUACCUUGGUAGCUUCGAAACCAAUUUACCAAAGAGGAGUUGAUUUUGCAUACGGGUCAACACCCGUUAGAGGAGUUAACAUAGGUGGUUGGCUUGUACUUGAACCAUGGAUUACACCGUCGAUCUUUCAAGCAGUUGAUCAAUCCUUGGGAAUAGUCGAUGAGUACACAUUGACACAGAAACUCGGCACAGAUGCAGCUCUAGCGAUCCUCAAACCUCAUUGGGAUUCAUGGUGUACUGCCGACGAUUUUCAAAACAUAGCCAACGCUGGCUUCAACACAGUCCGCAUCCCAAUAGGAUACUGGGCAUACGAACUCUCUGAAAAUGAACCUUAUACUCAAGGUGCAGCCCCAUACAUGGAUGCCGCCAUCGACUGGGCUCGUGGCGCCGGUCUAAAAGUUUGGAUCGACCUGCACGGAGCUCCUCUUUCUCAAAACGGAUUCGAUAACUCUGGACACAAGACUUCGUCGCCGGCGUUUGGACAGGGUGAUUCGGUUGCAAAAACUCUUUCUGUUCUAAACACUAUUACCGAAAAAUAUGCUCAGAAAGAGUAUCAAGAUGUAGUAGUUGGUAUUGAGUUACUCAACGAACCGGCAAACUGGGAUGUCAAUUUCGAUGUAUUGGAACAAUUUUACAGAGAUGGAUAUGGACAAGUCCGCGCUGUUUCCGAUAGUAUUGUGGUAAUCCAUGAUGCGUUCUUGGCACCAAGUAACUGGAACAACAUCCUGUCUUCAAAUGACAACAGUGCUUAUGGAGUCGUCGUCGACCACCAUGAAUACCAAGUUUUCAGCGACUCCCUCGUCGCCAUGUCCGCCGACGAACACAUCAACUACGUCUGCAGCAACGCCGGCGCCUACACAGGCGCCGACAAAUGGGUCGUUGUAGGUGAAUUCACCGCCGCCAUGACCGAUUGCGCCUUUGCGCUCAACGGCUACGGCGUCGGCUCCCGCUACGACGGCACAUAUCCCGGUUCCUCACAUGUCGGUUCCUGCGAGGACAAAUCGGAUAUUACGAAGUGGAGCGACGCGUUCAAAACGGAUAUGAAGAAUUAUUUGAGCGCGCAGUUGGCGAGUUAUGAGACGAAGGCGAAUGGAUGGAUUUUCUGGAACUUCAAGACCGAGGGUGCGCAUGAGUGGGAUGCGGCAAAGUUGGUGGAGUAUGGAAUUUUCCCGGAUUUGAGGGCGGGUACUCCGGCUGCGAUUUGUUCGUAG
This is a messenger RNA of Botrytis byssoidea, 1248 nucleotides long. RefSeq lists its product as uncharacterized. Gene Ontology annotation, biological process: glucan catabolic process. The record is from RefSeq and is a predicted model, not a curated record. Gene Ontology annotation, cellular component: cell surface; extracellular region. The coding region runs from base 1 to 1248 and encodes 415 amino acids. Gene Ontology annotation, molecular function: glucan exo-1,3-beta-glucosidase activity. Lineage: Eukaryota; Fungi; Ascomycota; Leotiomycetes; Helotiales; Sclerotiniaceae. The transcript is spliced from 6 exons.